Molecule: messenger RNA, 1953 nt
Organism: Fusarium subglutinans
Lineage: Eukaryota; Fungi; Ascomycota; Sordariomycetes; Hypocreales; Nectriaceae
Exons: 4
Coding region: 1-1953 (650 amino acids)
Biological process (GO): regulation of transcription by RNA polymerase II; DNA-templated transcription
Cellular component (GO): nucleus
Molecular function (GO): DNA-binding transcription activator activity, RNA polymerase II-specific; zinc ion binding; RNA polymerase II cis-regulatory region sequence-specific DNA binding
Source: RefSeq, a predicted model, not a curated record
AUGGAACCCGUGCGUCGUCGACGAAGACCAGCUGUGUACCAAACUUCAUCUCCGAUUCUAUUCAAUUGCAUGCGUGCAAGAAAAGGCGAAUGCGUCUACGAGAAUCCUCCAUCAGCAGAAAGAAGCACAGCCAGUCAAGAUCAUAUUGCCGAAAUAGCCGGAAAUAUCAAUGCUUUUUUCUCACUGCCAACACCUGAAGAUCUUGUCGCGAGCGCAAACUCUGUAUUGCCUGGUGUGAGCGCAGGAGCAGCAAGCUCUUCAACAGGUGCGCCGACACCAGUCAGUCAAUCAUCUGUUCAGGAACUCGACAUGCUACGAAACAGACUCCGAGACAUAAUAGAAGCUAUCGACCAGCACGCAACUGAGACCUCAGAUGUUGUUGUCGCAGUUCAGAAGUGCAAGACUAUGGCAAAGCGCAUCAAAGCACUACGUGCGCCAGCAUGGCCGACACCACUCACCACUGAAUUGGCAUCCAAAGCUCUUUGCGACUGUCUCGUCGAGUGUUACCUGGAGGGUAUAGAGAAGGUGUAUCGUAUACUUCACAUGCCGACAUUUAGGAACAAGUAUGAUGCUCUAUGGACCUCUGGUGUUGAGUCAGAUAGAGACUUUGUGGCUCAGCUCAAAUUGGUGCUUGCGCUGGGCGCGACGACCUACGAUGACAAUUUCUCGUUACGAGCCUCGGCUGUUCGGUGGAUAUACGAAGUUCAGACGUGGAUAUCGGAGCCAGAGUUCAAAUCAAGACUUGGCAUUCAAUUUCUACAAACAAAUGUUCUGCUUGUUCUUGCCCGAGAGAUGGUCUCCGUGGGAGGAGAAUCGUCCUGGAUCGCAUGCGGUUCACUCCUCAGGACCGCCGUAUCAAUGGGUCUGCACAGAGACCCUGCACUCUUAUCGAAAACCACGACAAUGGCUUGCGAGAUGCGACGAAGACUCUGGAACACGAUCCUGGAACUCUGCCUCCAGUCAAGUCUUUCAUCUGGCGGACCGCCAAUGAUUACAGAAGGAGAGUUCGAUACUGAGCCGCCAGGGAAUUUUGACGAUGACGAAAUCAUGACCAACGGUGCGACUCCCAGACCUAAUAGCGUCUUCACCCAAGUUUCGACUGCGAGGGCAUUGCGAUUGACAUUCGCGACUCGUCUCAAAGUUGUCAAGUUACUCAAUGAUCUCAAGUCUGGUGACUCGUAUCAAGAGACAUUGCGUCUUGACGCAGAACUGAAAGCUUCAUACAAGGAAGCCAAUCGUAUGUUGAAGGACUGCAAGAAGAGCCAAAACUCACCAACGGAGUUUGAGUUAACAGUAGGUGACUUCGUCAUGCGUCGGUAUCUCUGCGCACUCCACUUUCCUUACUAUGGACUCUCCUUACAAGAACCGAGCUACGCCUUUUCACGGAAGAUGACGGUUGAGUCAGCUUUCAGAAUGUGGUCCGCCGUAGCCGCAGAUAGUGUCAUAACCUCUCCAGACAAGCAACAAUUCGUGCGUCUCGUCACGUGCAGCUCCGGGUUCUUUCGACUCUCAACAUGGCAGUCCAGCAUUAUACUCGUCCUCGAACUGAGGAGUACGGUACAAGAGGACGACGGCCUUUCUUUAGCACCAGUACGACCAGACUUGUUCAAGGUCAUGGAGGACUCGAAAUCAUGGAACUUGCGAACCAUUGAAGCCGGAGAGACGAAUAUUAAAGGUUAUCUCAUGCUUUCGAUCUUGAUGGCACAAAUUAUGGGCAUGAUGCGACAUUUAUCCGAUACUGAGAUCGUUGAGUUCAUAUUGAAAGCUGGUGAAGAGGCGAUGCAAGACGCCUUGGUAGUGUUUGAGUCCUUUUUGGCUCAAUUACAACCUGAAGGUACAGAGAUUCAAGACUUACAGGACAUUGAUCUGAGCUUCAUGAAUGACUGGGAUUCUCUGAUGGUUGACGAUUUUCUGGAUGAUGGAGUUUCGGAUCCAAUGGCAUGGAUAUUUUGA